GCCUCCCCCGUGACAACUCUCCGAUGGCCGAGAAGACGAGCAAAGUGCUGGUGAUCGGAGGCACUGGAUACAUCGGAAAGUUCAUCGUGGAAGCGAGCGCUAAGUCCGACCACCCUACCUUCGCUCUCGUGAGGGAGUCCACUCUCUCCGACCCCACCAAGGCCAAAAUCGUCGAAGGCUUCAAGAGCUUAGGCGUCAAUUUACUUCAAGGAGACAUACACGAUCAAGAGCGUCUACUGAAUGCGAUUAGGCAGGUCGAUGUGGUAAUCUCUGCUGUCGGGAGAGAGCAAGUAGAGGACCAAGGCAAGAUUGUUGCCGCCAUUAAAGCAGCCGGGAAUGUCAAGAGAUUCUUGCCUUCGGAGUUUGGAGGUGAUGUGGAUCGUGCCCUUGCUGUGGAGCCAUUGAAAGCUUCACUUGCCAUCAAGGCUAAGAUCCGCCGCCUUGUUGAGGCUGAGGGAAUCCCUUAUACCUAUGUAUGUUGUAACUGUUUUGCGGGCUAUAUCCUUCAGACCUUUGCACAGCCGGGGGCUACAGCUCCCCCUAGAGAUAAAGUUGUCAUCUUAGGGGAUGGAAAUGCAAAAGCGGUGUUUAACAAGGAGGAGGACAUCGGCACCUAUACCAUCAAAGCCGUGGAUGAUCCAAGGACCUUGAACAAAAUUCUGUACAUCAGACCUCCUGCCAACACCUACUCGUUUAAUGAGCUCGUGUCUUUGUGGGAGGGAAAGAUCGGCAAGGCCCUGGAGAAGGAGUAUGUUCCAGAGGAGCAGGUUCUGAAGAACAUUCAAGAGGCGUCGGUUCCACUCAAUACCUGGUUGGCCAUAUUGCAUUCUGUUUUCGUGAAAGGAGACCAAACCAACUUCGAGAUUGAGCCACCAUUCGAAGUGGAAGCUUUGGAGCUCUACCCCGACGUCAAAUACACGACCGUGGAUCAGUACCUUGAUCAGUUUGCCUGAUUAUCGAAACCGACUGUGCUUGGUGAAUUUCUCACAUCAGCUUGAAUCAUAAAUAAUAUAGGGUUCUGCUUCUCAGGAUCCUAGCGUGAAAUGUCGCUCCUGCCGAUCAUCUCAAGGCAUGUACAACCUCCAAAUAUAAGGACAUACUAUGAAGUAUGAAUAUUCAAUGUGGGCGCAUCUCUGCUGUGCUUGGAGAGGUUACUUCUGUUUUGGCCCAA
Syzygium oleosum is the source of this 1171-nucleotide messenger RNA. RefSeq names its product phenylcoumaran benzylic ether reductase Pyrc5-like. The transcript is spliced from 5 exons. Gene Ontology annotation, molecular function: oxidoreductase activity. Lineage: Eukaryota; Viridiplantae; Streptophyta; Magnoliopsida; Myrtales; Myrtaceae. The record is from RefSeq and is a predicted model, not a curated record. Bases 24 to 953 code for a protein of 309 amino acids.